This is a messenger RNA of Homarus americanus (American lobster), 1414 nucleotides long. Its product is annotated as general transcription factor II-I repeat domain-containing protein 2-like. The annotation marks the transcript as partial. Lineage: Eukaryota; Metazoa; Arthropoda; Malacostraca; Decapoda; Nephropidae. The transcript is spliced from 5 exons. The record is from RefSeq and is a predicted model, not a curated record.
AUGACAAAACAAUUUGCAUCCAAGGAUGAUAUUACAAAAGUGAGUUAUGUGAUUGCUCACAAGAUUGCCAAAAACAGCAAGCCAUUCUCUGAAGGAGAAUUUAUAAAGGAAUGUAUGAUUGAUUCUGCCUCUAUUUUAUGUCCAGACAAGAAAAACCAAUUUGAGAAUGUAUGUUUGUCAAGGCGAACAAUUGUAAGACGUGUUGAGAACAUUGCUGAGAGCAUGUAUCUGCAGUUUAAAGAGAAAGUAAGGACUUUUGAAUACUAUUCACUGGCACUUGAUGAAAGUUGUCAUGUCAGAGACACAGCACAGUUGUUAAUUUUCAUUCGAGGCAUCACCAAAUAUUUUGAGAUCACAGAAGAAAUGGUAUCAAUGCAGUCACUGAAAGGAACAACAACUGGAGAAGAUUUAUUGGAGGCAGUAAAUAAUUGUCUUUUGAAAUUAGGAGUAGAAUGGAACAAACUGGUAAAUGUGACCACCGAUGGAGGGCCAAAUAUGACAGUUGUGAAAGUGGUUAAUUACAUUCGAGCAAGAGGAUUAAAUCACAGGCAGUUUAUAACCCUGCUUGAAGACUUGGAAUCUGAUCAUACGGAUGUUCUGUAUCACACAAAUGUGAGGUGGCUUAGUUUGGGAAAAAUCCUGAAAAGAGUUUGGGAAUUGAAAGAAGAGAGUGGCUUAUUUUUGGACAUGAAACAGAAUGCUAUAGAUUUCCCACAGUUGAAUGAUGAGAAAUGGCUCUCUGAUUUUGCAUUUGCUGUUGAUAUCAUGGGUCAUAUGAAUGACCUGAAUUCAAAGCUACAAGGGAAGGGGGCUUUUGCACAUGAUUUAUUCCAUGAUUUCAAAUUAAUUGAAAAUGACCUACAACUCGAGCUUAUUGACAUGCAAUGUGAUCCUUUGCUUUCUGAGCAGAUGAAAACAGUGACUCUUCCCAAAUUCUAUGCCUCUCUUAAUGACUGUGCAUUUCCAAAACUAAAGGCUCAUGCUCAAAGAAUGCUUGUGCUGUUUAGAUCUACAUACAUAUACUUGUGUAAACAACGGAGGCUUGAGAGUUCACAGAUCCAAUUCUGGAACCUUGUGCUGGACAUGGAGCUCACCAUCUUCAUGUUGAUCCGCUCAUUCAGGGAAGGCAAUUUCAAACUCUACCUUGAAGCACUCUCAGAGCUGAUCCCCUACUUCUUUGCGAACAACAAUGUUAAUUAUGCCCGAUGGCUUCCAAUUCACCUUCAAGAUAUGAUGUGCCUUGAGCAACAACAUCCAGAGGUAGCGAGGGAGUUCUACAAGGGGAACUUUGUUGUCCACAAGUCAGGAAGAGAGUUCUCUGCCAUUGCUAUUGAUCAAGCCCAUGAACAAAACAAUGCAGUGAUUAAAGGCGAUGGAGCAGCAAUUGGGUUGACUGAGGACCCAGCAGCACUUC